UUUCUCCUUGGAGCAUCAUCAGCAUCUGGUCACUCCAGCAUGAAUCAUUCGGCGAUGGAGCAGAACAAUACCCUCGAGAAUUCAAAUCUUCGCGAUGCUCGAAACGAGAAGGAUGAUUUGUCCUCCAAUGGAAAGCAAUCCUCCCCACCCGUAUACCCCAACGAUUAUGACCAGCAAACUGGAGAGACAUUCGAUCCGUAUGGAGGAAAGAAACUUGGCAUGGUUCGAACGGCUUUGAUCUUCUUCACGAACCAGGUCGGAAUCGGUAUCCUCAGUCUUCCUUCCAUGUUGCACACGAUCGGCUUGAUCCCGGGUAUCAUCACAAUUAUUGCCAUGGGUGUGCUCGCUACUUACACGGCAUAUAUCUUGAUCCAAUUCUACCGCCGUUACCCGAUGAUCCGAGACGUUGUCGAUGUUGGCCGAAUCAUGGGUGGGAAACCACUGGAGAUCAUCGUCGGAAUCGCACACGUGCUCAACUUGUGCCUGAUCUGCGCCUCCGCAAACGUCACUCUAUCGAUCGCUCUCAACACCAUCACUGAGCAUGCUCUUUGUACCGUCGGUUUUAUCGGAAUUCCCAUGGUCAUGUGCUGGAUCUUAUGCAUGCCUCGCAGCUUGAACUUUGCCGGUUGGUUCGGCAUUCCGGCUACGAUUAGUAUCUUCACUGCGGUCUUCAUCGUCAUCAUUGCUCUGGCAGUCGGUGGACCCGAUUAUAAUGGUACCGUGAACGGUGGUACAGGUUACUGGGGCGAGCCGCCUAAUGAACCAUUGAAGAUGCGUCUUGGUCCUAAUCCAGGAGCAACUAUGAAUCAACAGUUCGAAUCUGUUCUCAACGUCGCCUUCGCCUACGCUGGAAAUCAAGCAUUCAUCACUGUCAUGUGUGAGAUGAGGAACCCGAGCAAAGAUUACACCCCAGCCAUUAUCUGGCUCAACGCGAUCGGAGUUCCAAUGUACGUUAUUGUCGCGUGCGUAGUCUACCACCUUGCUGGUCAAUACGUUGUAUCCCCUGCAUUGGGUUCAGCUCCCGGUGUUGCCAGCAAAGUCGCAUACGGACUUCUCUUUCCUACUCUCCUUGGAUCGGGACUUGUAUUUGGUCACACCGGUAUCAAGUACAUGUACAACGUUGUCAUGGACAAGAUGAUCAAGACACGACACAAAUUGACUGACAACACCCCAAUCACAUGGGGUGUCUGGCUCGGUGUCGGUACACUGUUCUGGGUUACAUCUUUCAUCCUCGCCAACGCCAUCCCGGUUUUCGGUUCCAUCCUUGGUAUCUCCUCUGCACUUUUCGUCACAUGGUUCACUUUCGGUAUGGCGAAUGCCCAGUGGAUCUUUAUCAACUGGGGCAACCAGUUCAUCAACUGGAAGAAGACUUCUCUAGCGCUAUUUAAUUGGUUCAUGAUUCUUGCUUCUGCCUUCUUGACGGUCUUUGGCCUGUACACGUCAAUCUCUGAUCUCUCAGCAAGAAUCAACGAUCCUGACGAUCCUCUAACUGUAUUUACCUGCGCCAACAAUGCUCUCUUCUGA
Periconia digitata is the source of this 1524-nucleotide messenger RNA. The record is from the annotation of a GenBank genome assembly. Lineage: Eukaryota; Fungi; Ascomycota; Dothideomycetes; Pleosporales; Periconiaceae.